Sardina pilchardus (European sardine) is the source of this 1343-nucleotide messenger RNA. Its product is annotated as sushi, nidogen and EGF-like domain-containing protein 1. Gene Ontology annotation, biological process: cell-matrix adhesion. The record is from RefSeq and is a predicted model, not a curated record. The transcript has 9 exons. Bases 1 to 1008 code for a protein of 335 amino acids. NCBI's taxonomy places the organism in Eukaryota, Metazoa, Chordata, Actinopteri, Clupeiformes, Clupeidae.
AUGGAGGUAGAGAUUGGAUACAGCACCAGCAGGGAAGUCCACGGGUCUCUACGCACCUGCUAUCCAGACAACACCAUAGACAUAGUGAACUUGCACAACUCCAGUAACAUCAAUGUUCAGGGCCGCUGGGCCUUUGUUACAUCCCUCCAGUCAGAGGGCUUCAGCUGUGGGUAUACUAGCACCCCGGGCAUUUUUUAUCCGUUUGGGUCGGCUGCGGGUGAUACUUUCAGCAGUCGUGACGAUGACGGCAGCUCCCCUGUCAUUCCCCUGCUCAGCUCGUUCCCUUACUUUGGUCGCACGUACCAGCAGAUAUACGUGAAUCACAAUGGACACCUCACUUUCAAUCAGUCAUUCUUUCAUUUCGUGCCUAAUGAGUUCCCUGAGAAUUCGACGAGGGACAUUAUCGCCCCUUUCUGGAUAGAUUUAGACAAUCGUGGAAAAGGAAGCAUUUCCUAUCAGCAGUACACAACUGGUGAUGUUCUUCAAAACGCAACUCAGGACAUCAACUCCUACUUCCCCAAUGUGAAUUUUACUGCUACCUGGGUGUUUGUGGCCACAUGGGACAGGGUGGCCUAUUAUCCAAACACAGGAACAGAGACGACCUUCCAGGUGGUUUUGAUUUCUGACAGUAAUCUGUCCUUUGUAUUCAUGAACUAUGGUGACAUUGCCCCAACUUCGCAAAAUGCACAGAUUGGAUACGACACCAUUGGCUCGUCCCACCACGUGUCUCUACGCACCUUCUAUCCAGACAACACCAUAGACGUAGUGAACUUGCACAGCUCCAGUAACAUCAAUGUUCAGGGCCGCUGGGCAUUUGCUACAUCCCUCCAGUCAGAGGGCGCCAGCCCUAAUGUCGUUGGUAUACAACUGCAAGUUUCUUCUGCUGAAAACCUAAGUGAGGAUGAGAUUGAGGAACGGAUUCUGAAGCCAUUUGUAGACCUCCUAAAGAAGCGUGGAAUAGACGUCUCUGGCAUACGCUUGCGAAGGUUUUACAAGACAGAACUCUGAGAGAAGGAUGCGGGAUACGGACCCAAACACCCUCAAAUACCACCCAACAGCUCACCACUGGAGUCCACAUUCCACCCAAACACCACCCAACAGCUCACCACUGGAGUCCACAUUCCACCCAAACACCACCCAACAGCUCACCACUGGAGUCCCAACUCCUCAGAAAUACCCUCAAACACCACCCAAAUAACCUCAGACACCACCCACACCUCCACAGAAACACCACAGGAACACCACAAAAAACAUCCUCUACCUCAAACAUCACUAAAACAUCCUCACCCGUACACCACCCAACAGCUCACCUCUGGAGUCCAAACUCCACCGAAACACCCUCA